UACAUCGUGACAUAGGCUGCAACAUCGUGCCAGAGGUUGCUACAUCGUGACAGUGGCUGCUACAUUGUGAUAGGGGUUGCAACAUCGUGACAUAGGAUGCAAUAUCGUGACAGAGGCUGCUACAACGUGACCUAGACUGCAACAUCGUAACAGCAGUUAAUAUAUCGUGACUGACGCCAUCACCAUGAGUGUUAUUCUCGUUGUAACCAGCGUCUGUGUUGCCGUCACCAUGGCAGCCCAGCUGUCUCUCACCCCAGCGCCCUCUAACGGGUCAUCAGCUGCUGAUCUCGGCCUGUGUUCACCUCGGGAUAGAGCGUCCGAGCGGCUGUUCCUCAUGAGCAAUGAUGUAAAGAUCCCGCCCGCCCACGCCUCGCUCAACCUCAGCAGUGUUCACCUGAAGGUGGCGCUGUGGUCGUGUAAUCGCAACAAAGAUGGUAAGAUCAACGAGCAGUUCACUCUGACGUCACGCAUUCUCACGGAGCUGUCUACGUUUAUGCACUUUACCUACACGGUGACGGCACGCUGCUACAGCUUUAACGGCAUAGUCGCCGGGAUGGCUGCGGGAGAGAUAGACGUCGCAGCGUGUCUGCGAAUCACGGAGUACCGGCAGAGAUUCGUCAGCUUUCUGCAUCCACUCGCCGAGUCCCGUUACAGCUUCUUGGUCCGCCUGGAGAAAGUGAAAGACUUGUCACCACUUACUAUACUCGCCCCGUUCCACAGCAGCACGUGGAUUAGUUUAUUAGGCUAUGUGUUGGCUAGUGUCACCACGCUAACUUUCUUAGAGAUGUACAGAAGGAAGAGAGAGGGAACGGAACACAGAGCCUGGCUGCAGUCGUUCGACAGGUACGUGAUGUUCAAGAUAGGAUCCGUGCUGCAGCAGGGCGGAACGUAUAAUGCUGUCGACAUGCCGUCACGGAUGCUGGUCGGAUGGUGGUGGCUGUUUGCUCUGGUCAUCACAGCGACCUACUCUGCCACGCUGGUCACCCAUCAUUCGAUACAAACCAUUAACCCUUACCCGUUCACUUCACUGCAAGAGGCCGCCACCAGUCCACUGACACCACUUGUCUAUCGCAACAAUUCAGAAGCGCAACUGCUCUCCACUAGUGACCCCGAAUCUGACCUUGGCCGCCUGUGUCGCCGCGUAGUGGACAACGGAGGAUUCGUCGAUUCAAAAGAGGAGGCGUACGAGCGCGUGUUGUCCGGUCGUUACAGCUUCAUAAAUGACGAGGCCCUCUCCAUCCAGUUCUUCGCCACUGACUACAUGCAGCACGGCUACUGUCGCUAUACCCUGGUGCCCCAUGUCAACUUCUACCCUGGAUACCGCGGCCUCGCCGUGCCCAAGCACUUUCCUUACAGGGAGCAGCUUAACUACGGCAUUCUGACGUUGCACGAGCGAGGAUUCAUCAAGGAAUGGAGCAGGAACGCGUUGCCAGAGGGCGCUGACCAAUGUCUUGUGUUUCCACCGCCGGUAGUUGGCGCUAAGUCGUUCUCGUUCAAAGACAUGCACAGCCUGCUGUUGCUUCUCGCUGUGGGGCUAGGUGGCGCCACCGUCUGCCUCUUGCUCGAGCUAGCCGUCGAACGCGCAAGACUGCACGACGCUAUCGCGGACACAGGGGGCGCCACUGACACAGAGAAUAUGCUCGAUAUAGGGGGUGCUGUUGCGUUGCCACGAGCAGUAAGAGAAGACUCCGGCAGCGCCCCCUACUUGGCUGUAGUCGUCCACCGCUGA
This is a messenger RNA of Priapulus caudatus, 1729 nucleotides long. Its product is annotated as glutamate receptor ionotropic, delta-2-like. The record is from RefSeq and is a predicted model, not a curated record. Gene Ontology annotation, molecular function: ligand-gated monoatomic ion channel activity. Lineage: Eukaryota; Metazoa; Priapulida; Priapulimorpha; Priapulimorphida; Priapulidae. The transcript has 2 exons. The coding region runs from base 185 to 1729 and encodes 514 amino acids. Gene Ontology annotation, cellular component: membrane.